Messenger RNA from Cannabis sativa, 843 nucleotides. Its product is annotated as stellacyanin-like. Bases 209 to 745 code for a protein of 178 amino acids. Gene Ontology annotation, cellular component: plasma membrane. The record is from RefSeq and is a predicted model, not a curated record. The transcript has 2 exons. Gene Ontology annotation, molecular function: electron transfer activity. Lineage: Eukaryota; Viridiplantae; Streptophyta; Magnoliopsida; Rosales; Cannabaceae.
UAAUAAUAAUAAAAAAGCAAUAGUCUUCUACUUGGUAAGAAUACAUUCAUUUAGCGUAAUCAACACUCAAUAACAAAUAGUUCAAAAUGAAAAACAUUUAAAUAAUGUAAUAUAUAAUUAAUCCGCCAGUUUUCUUCUUAUAUAUAAACAUCUGAGUUUCAAGAGUCUGGACACCCAAAUAUCGAUUUCCAAAUUAAAAAAUAUAAAAAUGGAUGGAUUAAUGGUGAGGAUGAUGAAUAAGAAGCAAAUGAAAAUGGGUAUGUUUGUUGUUGUUAUGGUGGGUCUGCUAAAGGUGGCAGCUGCUGACACUUACACCGUCGGAGGUGAUAUGGGAUGGACUAAUCCUCUAUUUGGAGAGGCAGCCUACUCUGCUUGGGCUAAAUCCAACAGAUUUGACGUCGGCGAUGUAAUUGUGUUCAAAUGGAGGGGUAGUAACCAUAACGUGGCCGAAGUAUCAAAGGCAGAUUAUGAUAGCUGCAACAUAAGAAACCCUAUCAAUGGAACAAUCUACAAGACCAGCCCAGUAAAUAUUCCCUUGACAAGUAACAACACAACUCGCUACUUCAUUUCCACCAUCGCUGAUGACUGCACCAACUUCGGUCAAAAGGUAACCAUUAGCAUGGACAAUCAAUGGUUGGACGAUGAUCACCACAACUCUGCUCCUUCUUUCCCACUCAACAACAUCUUCCUCACUCCCUUUUUUGCCUUUUUUCUCAACAUUUUGUUAUUAUUUUUUUCUCCCUAAAUAAAUAAUAUUAGUAUACUAAUUAUAUAUUGUUCAUCCAUGAUUUCAUUUUUGAAUUAUUUCAAUUAGUGUAACAAUUAUUAUUUUAUUUUACCUUG